Molecule: messenger RNA, 120 nt
Organism: Leptosia nina
Lineage: Eukaryota; Metazoa; Arthropoda; Insecta; Lepidoptera; Pieridae
Source: the annotation of a GenBank genome assembly
AUGCGACACGCGAGAAAGUGGACACACCUGGUCGAGAAGGGGCAGUUCCCAAGAUGGAUGAAGAAGCAGGACGCGAUCAUCACAGACAUUGAGACGAAGGACUGGAUUUUUAGGGAGGCU